This is a messenger RNA of Fusarium musae, 408 nucleotides long. RefSeq lists its product as uncharacterized. Bases 1 to 408 code for a protein of 135 amino acids. The record is from RefSeq and is a predicted model, not a curated record. The transcript has 2 exons. Lineage: Eukaryota; Fungi; Ascomycota; Sordariomycetes; Hypocreales; Nectriaceae.
AUGCUCUCCUCUCACGGUCGAGGUGGUGCUGGCAACAUGGCCGACUCAACCCACACUGAGAAGACAGAUCCCAGCAAGCUCCAGACUCCCGUCCUCAAGGGCUCUGUUGUCACCACCGGCCGUGGUGGUACAGGCAACAUGGCCAAGAACGAUGACCCUCGCGAAACUCGCAAGCGUCAGGACGUUGAAGCUAUCCCUCGACGCCCCUCAUCUGGUGCUCAGCAUUCUGGCCGUGGUGGCGCGGGCAACAUCUUCAAGGACAAGGAGACAGAGUUGACCCGCAAGCCCAGCAACGACGAAGCGAUAACUGACGAGGAGGAGCCUAAGUCUGCCAACUCACCUACUCCUGCUGCUGGCGAGUCGUUGGCUCAGAAAGGCAAGAACUGGCUCUUUGGCAAGAAAGCUUAG